Chondrus crispus (carragheen) is the source of this 105-nucleotide messenger RNA. RefSeq lists its product as hypothetical. The record is from RefSeq and is a predicted model, not a curated record. The coding region runs from base 1 to 105 and encodes 34 amino acids. The transcript has a single exon. Lineage: Eukaryota; Rhodophyta; Florideophyceae; Gigartinales; Gigartinaceae.
AUGGACAAGCCGAUGGGGUUGUUGUCAUCAAAACGGAGGCAAGAAAGCUUAGUUUGGUCCCGAUUCUUGUGCUCCACUAAUUUUGUGCGCUUUAGUUGUUCGUGA